Thlaspi arvense is the source of this 468-nucleotide messenger RNA. The record is from the annotation of a GenBank genome assembly. NCBI's taxonomy places the organism in Eukaryota, Viridiplantae, Streptophyta, Magnoliopsida, Brassicales, Brassicaceae.
AACAACUUGUAUAUAUAUAUAUAUCGAACAUAAGCAACCUCGAUUUCUCAUAAAUCAUAUUAAUAUAACUAAACAUUUAAGAGUAUAAAGAGUUCAAAGAUAAGCGAUGGUUUAUUCAAGAUUUGUUUUUUUUGCUUUGCUCAUUCUUUUCGUUUUACUUGCAGGUGUUGAAUCCACGAACAUGGUGAGUGAAGAUUCCAACAAAGAAGUUUUAUCACUUUCCAAUGAUCAACCCAGGCUUGGAGUAUGUAAGGCUCUCUCAUGCAAUGUUUCGUGUCUUGAAGAGUGCGGGAAAGGUGGCAUUUGCGAGAAAGGACUUUGCAAGUGCUUCUGCCAAAUUCCUCCGAACUAAAAAUAUACUCUAUGAUCCUUUCUAAAUAAUAACAAACAUUAUUUCAAAUCUUUAGAAGCUGAUUAUUAAUAAUUUAAUAUUUGUUCAAAUAAUAAGAGUUAAAUGGAUCAAUACAU